Penicillium salamii is the source of this 1089-nucleotide messenger RNA. NCBI's taxonomy places the organism in Eukaryota, Fungi, Ascomycota, Eurotiomycetes, Eurotiales, Aspergillaceae. The record is from the annotation of a GenBank genome assembly.
AUGUACAGGCCAAAGAGCAAGCACGAAUGGUUAUUCUGUGGCAUCUUGGGCGCACAAGCGCUAAUAAUUCUAGCCAUCGAGGCAUUUAUCCUCGCUGAAUGGCAAUUAUGGGUUCAUCCGAAUAUAAUUCAAAUCACCCCAUCGUACAUCGUCCCCGUUGACUCUGCAAUCAUGUUCUUUGCUUGCAUCUAUGUCUUCCUUCUGGCGCUCGAUGCCGUUCACCACAGAAAUAACGUGCUGCUGCUCGCGAUAUGCGUGAGUAAUGCAUGUGCCCUGGUAUUCUCAGUCAUGCUUUACAGGAACAUGGAGGAAAUAGUGAACGAAAUGCCAAGCCAACGUGAUGGCCUAAACCACCCUCUCGUUGACCAAGAUAGAAAUAUCUGGACUCUGAUCCAAGGAUUCCAGCUUGCAUGUCCAAUCAUGAUUGGACUCUGCACUUUGGCUACCUGGGCUUCCUCGUUUCAGCUGCAGAAGCAGUAUGCCUGGGCUAUCUAUCGGAGUGUUCGAGGUGAUUCGGAAACGAAAUCUCGAUACCUGAACUACGAGGUGCGUGUGCGAUAUCUUCUGAUAAAGGGCUAUGCUAACGAAGCUCAGAUCUAUCUUGUUUUGGUCAAAGUUGCAGUCUUUUUCAUUAUUUGCUUUGUCCUGCAGUAUGGGCUUGUCGACGUUCACUUCGAAGAGCCUGAGUUUGGACUGACCAUGGCGCUACUGCCCGCCACCCUCCUCCUCAUGAUUCUCGGUGUUUAUGUCGUUCGCUUCGAGCGGAAACGGCCGAUGGGAUUCGUGAUUGUUUGCUAUCUUGCAAUGGUUGCCUAUUUACUCAGUAGAAUCAUCAUUCUCUACGGAGAUGGAUUCCGAGCUCUAACCGCUGGCAAAGACAUGAUUCUGUUCUUUGCAAUCACCGCUCUGGUACUUCUUGUUCUAACUCUUAUCUGUUCAAUUCGUUGUUUCAUGAACUUUGGACAUGGGCUUAAGCCCAUCAUCACUGGGAAGGACGAGAUACUACGAGACUCUCAUGAUUUCCACAGCAUUGGAGGACAUGCACCCUUCCCGGUGGAGCAUACGAAGCGUCGGUUGUCUCUGGUCUAG